CAGUCUGAACUCAAGUGACUCUGUAUGUGAUGUUGUUGGGUUUUCUGUAAAUAUUGGUUCUAGAUGACUGGCCUCUGUAUGUCCCUGUGUGUGCAUGUGUGCAUCCAUAAAACAAGUUAUAAUUAGCACAUAUUGGGAUGACUGGGGAUGGGUCACGUUUCCUCGAGGUUCGGAAGAGAAGAGAAUAAAGUAUUUAUGAGUGAGAUAAUGAGAUACAAGUCUUGUUGAUUUGUUCAUGCAUGUGCUUUUAGGGGGUUGGUUUGGGGGCCAGAUGUAAAGAUGAACGAGAGGGUGACAAAACAGAGAAAUGGGAGGGUCGAGUUAAAGAGGGAGAGAGGGGUGGGGGCACAGACAGAGAGAUUUAUUUCCACAGCUGACAGUGAAGCUCCCGUCCCACACUCAUUUUUGGAGGUGAAAGAGGGACUAAGAGAGGAACGAAGUUUAAAAAGUCAGAGAAAGUGGAUAAAUAGACAAUAUGGAUACCUUGGCUUUAGAGGCCACGCAGCCCAAAAAGGCUCAGAACGGAGCACCAGUGCCCGGAACCUCCACCCCUGCCAAACGCAAACCGGCUAAAAAGACUAAGAAAGCUGUGGUCUUUUUCGAGGUGGAGAUUCUGGAUGCCAAGACGAAGGACAAGCUCUGCUUCCUGGACAAGGUUGAGCCCAAUGCCACCAUCGGGGAAAUCAAGUCCAUGUUCCACAAGAGUCACCCUCAGUGGUAUCCGGCCCGACAAUCCAUUCGUUUGGAUCCCAAGGGAAAAUCUUUGAAGGACGAGGAUGUGCUGCAGCACCUGCCUGUGGGAACAACAGCGACCUUCUACUUCAGAGACCUGGGAGCACAGAUCAGCUGGGUCACGGUGUUUCUGACGGAGUACGCCGGCCCUCUGCUCAUCUAUCUCAUGUUUUACUUCCGAGUCCCGUUUAUUUAUGCUCCUAAAUAUGACUUUACCACCAGCAAACACUGGGUUGUACAUUUGGCGUGCAUGUGUCACUCCUUCCACUACGUGAAGAGACUCCUGGAAACACUGUUCGUCCAUCGCUUCUCGCACGGGACUAUGCCUCUGCGCAACAUCUUCAAGAACUGCACAUACUACUGGGGUUUUGCAGCUUGGAUGGCUUAUUACAUCAACCACCCUCUGUACACGCCACCCAUCUAUGGAGAACAGCAGAUCAGACUGGCCCUCAUUGUGUUCCUGUUCUGUCAGAUCGGAAACUUCUCCAUCCACAUUGCCCUGAGAAAUCUUCGACCUCCAGGAUCUAAGACUAGGAAGAUCCCAUAUCCGACUAAAAACCCCUUUACUUGGAUCUUCCUGCUGGUCUCCUGCCCCAACUACACAUAUGAGCUGGGCUCGUGGCUGGGCUUCACUCUGAUGACCCAGUGUCUGCCCGUGGCCGCCUUCACGCUGGUGGGCUUCAUUCAGAUGACCGUGUGGGCGAAAGGAAAGCACCGCAGCUACCUGAAGGAGUUCCGCGACUAUCCCACGCUGCGCUCGCCCAUCCUGCCCUUCAUCCUGUAGGACCGAGUCACACAGUGUUCCCUUCGUCUUUUGAACCUUUUCUUCUUCUCCCGUCCUCCCCUCAUCAUCUCUUUUAUACUGUGUCCAUGGCUCGCCUCUAUUUGUUUCACAUGCAUCUUUCCUGCAUUUGCUCAUCUCUUGGAACGGACUGAUUCUGAAUAAUAAAGUCAGCUCAGAUCCAGAACCUCCAGAAGCUUGGUUCUAAUGGCUCCAUAUCGCCCUCUGUGGGUUGCAUGAUGUCUGUCAUCUGGGGAAAUCUCAUGAAAAUGAUCAAGAGCAUGUCCAGAUCAUAAUUCAGUCAAAGAAAUAAGAACUUAUAUUUUGCACAAAGAUAAUAGAGCACAUUUUAGGACCAUUAAGAUUUUAACAUUAUUUUAAUGAUCGAACACACCCUUAAUUCUCAGUGGUUGCUGUAAUGUGAAAAAAACAAUUAGUAUACAACAUGAACAUGUUGUUGUCCUGAAUUGAUGAUUGUAAUAAAAUCUUUUUUUUUUUUGUUGCAUUACAUUCAUGAAAAUUUGAAGGGAGAAUAAAAUGUCAAUACAAAUCCUUUAAUGGUCAUGUAUUUAAUAUCAAAAUAAUUUGCUCCAGACAUGGACGUUUUCUUAUCUUAAAGGGAUAGUUCACCCAAAAAAAGAAAAAA
Sinocyclocheilus anshuiensis is the source of this 2159-nucleotide messenger RNA. RefSeq names its product very-long-chain enoyl-CoA reductase-like. The record is from RefSeq and is a predicted model, not a curated record. The coding region runs from base 476 to 1516 and encodes 346 amino acids. Gene Ontology annotation, biological process: very long-chain fatty acid biosynthetic process. The transcript has 11 exons. Gene Ontology annotation, molecular function: oxidoreductase activity, acting on the CH-CH group of donors. Lineage: Eukaryota; Metazoa; Chordata; Actinopteri; Cypriniformes; Cyprinidae.